AUUUUUCAAUUCCGCUAAUCAUUUUUCUCAAAUUUGUGAAAAAUAGAGCGAAUUUUCCCAAGUUUUCGAGUUUUUUUUUCGAUUAAUGAUGCGAAUAAGUGAUUAAGCAAUAGUUACUUUGUAUUUAGAGAUAUUAUAUACUAUUCCAGUAGAUUUACCGCUGAUAUUUCCCGAUUUCACGUAGGAUCUCUCAACUGAUAUCAUGUCUGCCGGUACUGAUUUCGUUGCCAUGUUGAUGGAAAUGGGAUUCAGCAAGGAGAAAGCCGAAAAAGGAUUAUCCAUGACCGGUAAUGUAGGUGUGGAAGCUGCCAUGGAAUGGAUAUUCAACCACGCGGAUGAAUUCGAACCAGGUUCUUCUAAAAGUACUUCGGAACCUCCAGCUGCCUCUACAAGCGAUUCAGCUCCACCUCCUACUGAUAAAGAUGCUGAUGCAGAGGCAGAGGUGGCCAAAUCAAUUAAAUGCGAAGAUUGUAAUAAAUUAUUCAAAACCCAACUCGAAGUAGAAUAUCAUGCUACUAAAUCUGGACAUAGUAACUUUUCCGAAUCCACUGAAGAGAAAAAACCUCUAACCGAAGAAGAAAGACGAGAACAGCUGAGGAAAAUAGAAGAAAAAUUGAAGCUUAAACGUAAAGAACGAGAAGAAAAAGAGAAACAAGAAGCUUUGGAUAAGGAGAAACGAAGGAUACAGUCUGGCAAAGAAAUGACCGAAGCUAAAAAGAAGAUGGAAGAACAAGAAAUGAAAAAAAUAGUAGAACUGCGUAAAAGAGAAAAAGAAGAAGAAAGACAAGCUCGAUUACGAGUAAAACAACUGAUCGAAGCUGAUAAAUUAGCACGUAAAGGAAUCACACCGGAUAACGUAGCCAGUACAGUAGUAGCUGCUCCUGAGGUCAAAGCACCUGUAGUUAGUGCCCCUCCAAAAGAUUAUUCACAGACUAGAAUUCAAAUAAGACUUACAAAUGGAAGUACGCUUACCGAAACUUUUAACGUUAAGGAACAAUUAGCUGCUGUCAGGUUAUACGUUGAAAUGAAUAGAACAGACGAGAAAGGGCCUUUUUCACUUAUGACUAAUUUCCCCAAGAAGAUAUUCACCGAAGACGAAUAUGGUCAAAGACUCGAAGAUUUAAAACUCGUGCCUAGUGCUGUGUUGAUUGUUACGAAGAGCAAAGCAUAAAUAUUUUUUACCGCUUUUUUUUUAAUGAACGUGCAAAAUUGUACUUCAGAUCUUUUUACGUGAUUUGAUUUUUAAAGAUCAUGUAUUAUUCUGUAUCUAUAUUCCAUGAUGUACCACUGGGUGUGUAAUAUAUAACUAACCGUAAUUUACAA
This is a messenger RNA of Planococcus citri (citrus mealybug), 1323 nucleotides long. Its product is annotated as UBX domain-containing protein 1-like. Gene Ontology annotation, biological process: negative regulation of protein K48-linked deubiquitination; negative regulation of proteasomal ubiquitin-dependent protein catabolic process; negative regulation of protein ubiquitination. NCBI's taxonomy places the organism in Eukaryota, Metazoa, Arthropoda, Insecta, Hemiptera, Pseudococcidae. Gene Ontology annotation, cellular component: cytoplasm; nucleus. The coding region runs from base 203 to 1171 and encodes 322 amino acids. The record is from RefSeq and is a predicted model, not a curated record. Gene Ontology annotation, molecular function: K48-linked polyubiquitin modification-dependent protein binding. The transcript is spliced from 7 exons.